Molecule: messenger RNA, 856 nt
Organism: Mya arenaria
Lineage: Eukaryota; Metazoa; Mollusca; Bivalvia; Myida; Myidae
Exons: 1
Coding region: 52-855 (267 amino acids)
Source: RefSeq, a predicted model, not a curated record
CAAAAUUUUCUGGAUUAAUUUUAUUUUGGGUAAAUUACUUGAAAUAUCGUCAUGUCGUCGCAGCCGAGCGCAUGUUUAGAUUGCCAAGCUGAGUUUGGACCAAAAUUUAAGUGCAUAAACUGCAACUUCUGUGAAAACUCAUUCUGCCUGAAGUGUUCUAAAUUGAAGUCAUCUCUAUUCAAUGACAUAGGGAAGGAAUCUAGUGUUCUCUGGCAUUGCUCGCAUUGCAGGAUAGCCAUGCCGACAGCCACUAGAAUCAUGGCAAAACUCUCGGACAUGGAAAUUAGAAUGGAGAACCUUGAGAAAGAAACAAAUGGAUGUGAUAAGGAAAUGAUUAGACAAGUGCUUAAUGAGAUGAAGUUUGAAGAAAAAGAGAUUGAGGAGAAGAAAUUAAAUAUUGUGAUCCAUCAACUGAAGGAAAGUGAAAAGAAAGAAGAAGACCUGGACACUGUGUUGGACAUCCUUAAUGGUACGUUAAACUUGGGGAUUGAAGUUGAAAAUGUAGUGAGACUGGGGAAGAUGUCAGAGGAUAGGGACAAACCCAGACCUGUUAGAUUUACUGUCGGAGAUUUUGAUGUAAAGAGGAAAGUACUGAGCAGAGCUAGUGGGCUUAAAAACAAUGAGAAAUACUCAAGAGUCUUUAUCACGCCUGACCUUACUCAAGUGCAGAGGAAGGAAGCGUUUCAUUUGCGACAAGAAAAGAGAAGACGGGAAAAAGAAGGAGAGAGGAAUUUGGCGAUAAGAAAGGGGAGAAUUGUGAAGUUGCCUGGCAGAGAUCACAGUUAUUCUGCAAGUCAGGGUGGUAGAAUCUUUCCCCCCUCCCAGUCUGGGAGAGGCGGGGGUGGCGGACAAUGAC